Messenger RNA from Phascolarctos cinereus (koala), 1923 nucleotides. It is a transcript of the gene LSP1, whose product is annotated as lymphocyte specific protein 1. Gene Ontology annotation, molecular function: myosin binding; calmodulin binding; actin binding. Lineage: Eukaryota; Metazoa; Chordata; Mammalia; Diprotodontia; Phascolarctidae. Gene Ontology annotation, biological process: muscle contraction. The record is from RefSeq and is a predicted model, not a curated record.
UUUUUAGAAAGAAACAAACAAUCCCCCCACCCCCCAAACCUCAGCCUGUACCAGCGGAAGGAGGAAGUAGUGUUGUCCUGAGGAGUGAUACCCGCCCCUGAGUAGGAACCCACAGGCCCACACACACCUGCACUCGCAGGCACGCACACAGCCCACCAGCACCACCGCUCCCAGGCAGGCCCACGCCGACAGGCCAGGGCCAAUGGCGGAGGCAGACAUGGACCGGGACCCAUUGGAGGGUGGCCCUGAGGAGGAGCAGCAUUUGCUGGUGGAGACCGCUGGACUCACCACCCAGUGGAGCGUGGAGGAUGAAGAGGAAGCCGCAAGGGAACGCCGCAGGAGGGAGCGGGAGAGACAGCUCCGGUCCCAGAGCGAGGAUGGGCCGGGUGGGACCAGCUCCUGCCCCGAGAUGGAGCCCGAGCAGCCGGAGCAGGAGAAGCUCCUUGCCCUGAAGCCCAUGGAGCUGGAGGAGGAUGAGGGCUUCAGCGACUGGUCCCAGAAGAUGGAGCAGAGGAAGCAGAGAUGGGGUCCAGAUGGGAGCCUGGACGGCGGAGAGACCUCGCAAGAAGAAAGCCCAGAGUAUGAGGACCGAGCUGAGGGGUCCUCACAUCGCUCCUAUGAGGAGGAGGAGGAGGAAGAGGACCCUCCCCUGAGCCAAACCCAAGCCAGCCUGAGCCAGCUCUGUGUGGAUCCGGUGCCCUGGCCUGAGGAGGCCGCAAGAGACAUCCCAGAGGAAGAGACAGGCCUUCUGGAGAUGGGAAGCUGCCUGAGGGGGCAGGCAGAGACCGAGGACAGAAAAGUGUUCCUGAAAGCCGCUCAUGUGGAGGAAGAGGAGGAGGAGAGGCAGUCCAAGGCCCCCAGCCCCUCAGGCCUGGAGGCCAGGGAGGAGCAGGACCCGCCGCCCCUCAGCCCCACCACCAAGCUCAUCGACAGGACUGAGUCCCUGAACCGGUCCAUAAAGAAGAGUAACAGCGUGAAGAAGUCACAGCCUGCCCUGCCUGUGUCCAAGAUUGAUGACCGCCUGGAGCAGUACACUCAGGCCAUUGAAACCGCUGGCAAGACCCCGAAGCUGAGCCGGCAGCCAUCUGUGGAGAUGCCCGCCAUGACCGUGGCUAGCUCCAAAAACCUGUGGGAGACUGGAGAGUUUUUGGCUCAGUCUUCAGCCAAGACCCCUCCGUGCAAGGAUAUUGUGGCCGGAGACAUGAGCAAGAGGAGUUUCUGGGAGCACAAGGGAGGGAGUAAGACGUCAUCCACCGUCAAGAGCACCCCCUCUGGAAAGCGGUAUAAGUUUGUGGCCACCGGGCACGGCAAGUAUGAAAAGGUGCUGGUAGAUGAUGCUCCCUGACCAGUCAGCAGCCCGCUGUUCCUCCGCUGAACCUCAGACCCCAGAUGCCUUCAUCCUGGACAGAUGCUGCUUCUACACUGAAGAAGGGGAGCCCCCCCAGUCCCCUUGCCUGUGGCUCUUCUGCUAUAAAAUGUCCCGGGGCCCUCCUGGGGCCCCUCCCCCAGCUCUUCCCCACGGAUCUCUUCCCCACCCUAUUUUUUAAAUCCAUUUUUUACUUGACUGUGGUGUCUCUGUCCCUGUCACUCUCCCUGCUCCUCCCUCUGGCACCUCUGAUUCUGUCUUGUGGCUGGGAAGGGGGCUGAGUGGCAGAGGGCCAGGUCUAAAGUCCUGGACUGCCUUCCUGCCUCUUAGGGGGGUUCUCCUCCCCACUGAAAGGCCAAGGCAGCCAUGGUGUGCCCUCCACGUGCUCAGAAAGUGCCCGUGGGCUCAGCAGCCUCUCUGGCCAACCCAGACAAGGCCCUAGGUUUGAGUAUAAUGAGGGCUCCCUUCCCUGCUUCCUGCUUGCCCCUCCCUGUCCUGAGUCCUGGAUCUCUGGGUAUUUUUUAAGUGCUUAAUAAAGGACCAGAUCUGGGCAGUUA